Messenger RNA from Rhinichthys klamathensis goyatoka, 1656 nucleotides. It is a transcript of the gene nthl1, whose product is annotated as nth-like DNA glycosylase 1. NCBI's taxonomy places the organism in Eukaryota, Metazoa, Chordata, Actinopteri, Cypriniformes, Leuciscidae. Gene Ontology annotation, molecular function: DNA-(apurinic or apyrimidinic site) endonuclease activity; oxidized pyrimidine nucleobase lesion DNA N-glycosylase activity; DNA binding. The transcript is spliced from 6 exons. Gene Ontology annotation, cellular component: nucleus. The coding region runs from base 284 to 1531 and encodes 415 amino acids. Gene Ontology annotation, biological process: nucleotide-excision repair; base-excision repair, AP site formation; base-excision repair. The record is from RefSeq and is a predicted model, not a curated record.
UUUCGAACAGUUCGUUUUCAAUGAACCCGAUCAAACAGUCGUUUCAGUGAUUCCUUUAUGUCAUUCCCCUCGGAUCCAUACAAUCCGAUUUCUAAACGAUUCGCUCAGAGAGGUGUUGUUAUUGUGAACGAAUUCAUUCUAAAGAUUCGGCUCAAAUGAAUGAUUCACUCAGGAGUCUGACAUCGUGUUCUUUCGACAAUAUGGACAUUGGUGUUGUGUUUAGGAGAUGUGUUAUAUAAAAUUGAGGUUAUAUUUGUGACGUAAAGUCAGGUAAUGUCAACUAAUGUUGGCGCCAGUCCGGAGCUUCUGUGUUUAUAUGUUUCGUCGUCGGGUAAGAAUGAACUCUCCAUAUUUCACCGAUUCAACAUCUGGAUUAGACACUUCUGCUAGUGAUAGUAUGGGGGAAAGUGCUGUAAAUAAAGGAGUCCGUAGAUUGAGAUCCAGAAUGGCUCAAGGGCUCAAAUCAGAAGAUGAUCCUCCAAAAGUGAAAGCAGAAGUACUCGAGCAGAGUAUUUCACUGCUGACACAUGCACAGCCUCCUAUAGGUCAGAUGAACUGCACAGAGACUGUGUCAACUUGCAAAAAGACAACCAUAAAAGUGAAGGAAGAAGCAGUGGAUAAUCAAGCCCUUCUGACGUCAUCUAGGAAAACAAGGCGGGGGCGUUUAAAGGUGGAGUAUGAAGAGGAAGGGGCGGAGCUAAAGAGGGAACCGUGUGAUUGGAGAACACAGCUGUCGUUUAUCAGGGAGAUGAGGAGCAAACGGGACGCUCCUGUGGACCAAAUGGGAGCAGAAAAAUGCUACGACACAGAGGCCCCGCCUGAGGUGCGUCGUUACCAGGUGCUGAUCUCCUUAAUGUUGUCCAGUCAAACGAAAGAUCUUGUGACGGCUGGCGCUAUGCAGAGAUUACGUGAGCAUGACCUCAGCGUGGACGCCAUACUCAACAUGGACGAGGAGACUCUGGGCAAACUCAUCUACCCUGUGGGCUUCUGGAGGACAAAGGUGAAGUACAUCAAGCAGGCCACGGCUCUGAUCCAGCAGGAGUUUGGCGGAGACAUUCCUGACACGGUGGAGGGUCUGAUGCGUCUGCCGGGCGUCGGCCCUAAGAUGGCCCACUUGGCCAUGGACAUCGCCUGGAACCAGGUUUCAGGCAUCGGCGUGGACACCCACGUCCACCGAAUCUCAAACAGGCUCGGAUGGACCAGAAAAGAGACCAAGACACCAGAGGAGACACGGAGAGCUCUCGAGGAGUGGUUACCACGAGAUCUGUGGAGCGAGAUCAACUGGCUGCUGGUUGGUUUCGGGCAGCAGGUGUGUUUACCUGUCGGCCCGCUGUGCUCCGUGUGUGUGAAUCAGCACACCUGUCCCGCCGCACACCGAUCCUCUCCCAGCAAGAAGCUCAAGACCAGUCCAGCAUCUCCAACACCACAGGUUAAAGGGAACCUGGGACAGGAAAAGCCCAGAGGAAACCGACGGAAGGGGAAAGCAGGAGCGCCACCAUCAGGACAGACCUCUGUCUUACAUUCAGCUUGAACUGAGGACUGUUAAAUUCAACACAAAUAUCACAUCACAUUGAUUACGUUUGUUAUCAAAUAUAUUGUAACUAAAUGGAAAAUGUGUUUUAUAUUAGUUUUAGAUUAAAGGACAUUGUUAGAACA